AUGACAUCCCCAUUGAAGAACAUUGCUAUUGUUGGGGCCAGCGGCAGCAUUGGAAGUAUAAUUCUCAAUGGCCUCAUUGACUCCGCUCAAUUCAGCAUCACUGUCAUCGCUCGCAAGGAGAGCGAAGCUACUUUCCCAUCUGGCGUGACUGUCAUCAAAACCGAAAUCUCGGAUGAAGGUCUAGAGGCCGCCUUUAAGGGCCAAGAUGCUGUUGUCUCGGUGGUGGGUGCUACUGCAUUUGAUGAGCAGAAGAAAUUCGUUGAUGCUGCUGUCCGUGCAGGCGUCAAACGUUUUCUUCCUUCUGAAUUUUCGAUCAACAGCCAGAAUGAAGCCGUCUUGCAGUUAAUUCCUCUUUUUGCUCAAAAGAAGGACCUUAUCGAGUAUCUCAGAAGUAAGGAGGCGGAAGGUUUGACUUGGACUGCUAUUGCCACCUCUGGCUUAUUUGAUUGGGGUCUUGAAAAUGGGUUCUUGGAGUUCAACAUUGCCAACCAUACAGCGACUAUUUGGGAUGACGGCAACAAGAGUUUCACCUUGACGAACAAAAAGGACUUGGGUAAUGCGGUUGCCUAUGUUUUGAAGAAACCUCAGGUCGCCGUGAAUCAGUACAUUUUUGUCGCCUCAAUUGAGACCACCCAGAACGAUAUUCUCGCUGCUUUGGAGGAACAGUCGGGGGCCAAGUGGACAAUCAAUAAGACAACCACUGCGGAUCAAAUCGCUGAAGCCACGCGCAAACUUACCGCUGGGGACUUCACUGGCAUCUUUACUUUGGUUCGUGCCACUGUUUUUGGCAGCAUCCCUGCUCUCCAUGCCAAUUAUGCCAAGGAGGAGAAGCUGGCGAAUGAUGUUUUGGGACUCCAGCUUGAAGAUGUGAAGAAUGUGAUUCAAAGAGUGAUUAACAAGCAGAUCAAGAGAGACUGCUGCAGGUCU
Messenger RNA from Penicillium soppii, 927 nucleotides. RefSeq names its product aromatic alcohol reductase. The transcript is spliced from 3 exons. Gene Ontology annotation, molecular function: oxidoreductase activity. The record is from RefSeq and is a predicted model, not a curated record. Lineage: Eukaryota; Fungi; Ascomycota; Eurotiomycetes; Eurotiales; Aspergillaceae. The annotation marks the transcript as partial.